UUUUCUUGCAGUUAUAAAAGGAAAGUAAGAUUGAGAAGGAAUCAUGGCUUGUGAUUAUACUCCUACCAAACCACGUGGACCUAUUGCAGCAUCCUUUGCUGGUCCUGGACCAAAUGUACUCCUUCCUACCAACAUUGGGCAAGGAACAGCCAUCACAAAACGACAGAUGCCCAUUUAUUCCUUUGGUAUCCGACACAAGCGUUACACCACAGACUGCAGUCCAGGUCCAUGCCACAAUUACCCUUCUAAAGUCACCAGGAGAGGAAAUGAUGGUACUCCACACUAUUCCCUGUAUUGCCGUCCAAAGGAAAUAACCACUUUCAGGACACCAGGCCCAGGAGCAUACUCCCCUGAAAAGGCUGGACCUAGUGCUCACUUUAAAGCUGCUGCAUACAGCCUUAGACCAAGAACAAAAGGAGUCAAGUGUGACAAAUCCCCAGCUCCUAAUUGCUACACCCUACCGCUUAUUCUUGGGGGUUACUCCUGUGUUAAGCCUUCUGGACCUAGAUACUCACUCAGAUCUCGACCCAAUGUGGGAAGCUUUGCUGAAGAUAUUGCGAAGACCCCAGGACCCGGAUCACAUAGUAUUGUAGACCCAUCCAUCUACAAGCACAAGUCUCCUAGCUAUUCAAUGAUUGGAAGAAACCAGAUGCCAUGUGAUAGUACACGUAAACCAGGCCCCGGAGCGCACAGUCCAGAAAAGGUUACUGUCACAAAGAAGUCAGCUCCAAAGUCCUCUUUCGGUAUUCGUCAUUCAGAAUACAUUACUCCUCUCAUCGAACAGACUUGCGAUUAAAUUAUUCUACUACUACAACCAACAUUCAUAUUCAUUGAUAAAAUUGAACAUUGCCAUGUAAAGUGAAUGCAGCAGAGUCUUUCUUCAUUUGAAAAAAGAGAUUUUUUUAAACACAAAAUGAAAAUUCAAGUCAUCUAAAUCAACUAACCAGAUGUCAUCUUUUACAUCAGCAACAACACACAAACCCAGGCGAAUUGGAUUUUUAAAUAUUGUGUAGAUCAACAUUGUGCCAUUGUUAUUCUUUUGAUAGACAAAAAGAGAGAGAGAGAUGAAGCAUUUUCUGGUCUAAUAUCAAUAUAUUUUCUGCUUCAUGGUAUAUUAUGAUGAAUUUGUGUACUGUAAAGAAAACUUUAUUUGGAAUCUAAGGUUAUGCAAAUCAGUAAAAUCAUGUUAUUUUUUAUGAUGAAAGGAUAGAGCCUAAGCUUUGGUUAAUGUUUUCUUCAUACCAUCUAUUUUGUUGGAAUUACGUGGUAUAUGCUGCUUUUCAUUAAAUAUGCAAACUUAUGAACGUAUCGAAUGCCUCAUCUGUGAAACAGAAUAUUUAUAUACCGGUAUGUGUACACAUGAAAUUUCUUUUCUUUGCAUACAUAAGAUGGUAAAAGUCUUCCUUUUUCAUUAAUAUUCAAAACGUUUAACUGUAGCCUAUAGGUAUGCUUCAUAGAAUACUAGAUUCAAUAUGCAAUUAUACCAUAUUGAGGCAGGCCUCAUACCCCCCUUCCUCAACAAACUAUCAAGUCUUUCAUAUGUCACUAUCCGAGCCAUUUGAACUUGCUGCUUGCAGUUGAAGAGUCUUCUUUCUACUAUUGCAUGCCUUUAUUGAUGAAUUCUGCAUAAAUCUCACUUUAGUAAUAAACACUGCCAGGGAAGUUUGGAUAAUGUCGAGACAUUUCUGGCUUGCAUCCACUGAAGUAAAAGCAUAUGAAUUAUGAAUAUAAACUUAUCAGUUUGAACAUGCGAUCUAUUUCACAGGGUGUAAGCCAUAUUAAUUUUGUUUUUUGCUAUUAACAUACAUGCACCAAUAUGAGGUCGUUCCAUCAUGAAUACAUAGAUUGAUGUUAAUCCAUUAGUACAUUUCAUUCCUCAUGAUGUCAUAAUUACUUCAGGGGGGUGUUUCACAAAGAUUUAAGUGUGACUUAACUCGCACUUAAAUACUGAUGCGCACAAGAUAUGCAACGCGCACUCUUAUUGAUCAAUACGUAGUAGUGCGCGUCCUCUUCGCAUGAUCUGACCAAUGCGGUCAUGCUUUUUAUACCGCGCGCAAAUAGACAUUUCAGUGCGACUCUAAGUCAUACUUAAAUCUUUGUGAAACACCCCCCUGGUUUUGAUAGUACUGUAUUUCGUCCAGAAAUCAGGGAUCCUUUUCAUGAAAGCACAAUUAUAACUCGAGCAUGACACCAUCACUAUGGAAAGCCAAGCUGUACAAUAAUCAUCUGUCAACAGACAUUCAUUCGAUGUGCAUAUUCCUUGCAUCUGCAAUUUGUCAAAUCAGGGCUCCGUAACACAAAGGUUUGCAUUCGAUCGCUAAAUACCAAGGACUAAUCAAGAUCUUUGUUGCACGAGCACGGUAUAUAAAAAAAACCAACCGGGAGCCAAUCAGUGCGGUUCUUUCAUAUUUGCAAUUCAUCGCAAGCCUUUGUGUCACAGAGCCCUGCUUAUUGUCCAUGCAGCUUGGCUUUCCAUAUAGAUGGCGUUGAGCUGACACUUUCAUGAAAUGGUCUUCCAGUAUUAUGAGUGUUAUUGGUUGAUUAUACUUUUCAUGCUUUAGAAUUGGUGCUCUCAAUCAAAGAUAUAAAAGAUAAAUCACUGUUUGAUUCCAAUCAUCCUCAAGUUCUUGAUCAUCACUGCUUGAAAGAACACACAUAGGCCCACAGUGUGACCCACUAUGUGUUCACAGUGUGUUCACAAUGUGAAAUCAACUUUACACUGUUAAAGUACUAACAUUGAACAAUGUGUGUAUUCAUGAUCUCAACUUUGUGAACACACUGUAGGCACUUCCACUGUAGAGGUGUUCAGUGUAUAUUACAUUUUCACACUUCAUCACUGUGAACACUUUGUGAACACAUAACACUCCGUGAACACAAUGUGAAUACACUGAACACUCCUUGAACCCUCUGUUUACACACUGCAACACUGAACAGUCUGUGAACACACUGUUAACACUCUGUGAACACAAUGUGAACACUCCGUCAACACACUGUGAACCCUGUGAACACUCAUCAAAGAAUCGGGUAAUCAUGUACGAUAAUUGAUAUUAUCUGUAACUUGCCAAAAGAGAAGUAAAAAACAAAUAUUCAUUUAUCAAGAAAUUGUUGCAAUAUGCACAAUCUUGCCAUGGAAUUUGAAAUGCAUGUGUAUGGAUGCUAUAAGUAAUAUAUCUUGCCUUGAAAUUGAAAAAAGUACAAAAAUGUAGAUAAUAUAAUGUGCUUGUAUUUGUGCUGUCUAAUUUGUAGUCCAUUAAAAUCUAACUUGCCCAUUAAAUUUUUCAUUCACUAGUGGCUAACAUUAUGAUCGAUGUAAACAUUCGUUGAUGCAAACAAAAGUAGCAAAAUAUGAUUAUCAAAACAAUGAUUGCAUACAAAUUUUGGCAAUGAAAUCUAAAAUUAAAUUGUGACAUUUUUCUUUUGAUAAUUGUAGAA
This is a messenger RNA of Lytechinus pictus (painted urchin), 3432 nucleotides long. RefSeq names its product ciliary microtubule associated protein 1A-like. Gene Ontology annotation, cellular component: cytoskeleton. The record is from RefSeq and is a predicted model, not a curated record. The transcript has 4 exons. The coding region runs from base 44 to 796 and encodes 250 amino acids. Lineage: Eukaryota; Metazoa; Echinodermata; Echinoidea; Temnopleuroida; Toxopneustidae.